UUGAUCGUGUUGUUGGCGGCUUACGGUCUUUACUCCCUUCUUACAUCAAACUCCCCAUCCACCUUGCGACCACAGGACAGGUCCUGCAAUUGUGGUGAAUCAAUUGCAGAAGCCCGCGCGAACGGUUGCGUGUACGAUUCACUUGCUGCCGCCUGGCUUCCACCACAUUGCCGGUCUCCUGAGUUGACCGCAGAGUUUGAGUCUUUGGGCCCCAACGAGCCCGAUACCACUGGCAGCACCUGGGGAUACUGGCACGACAAGAACCAGACACGCCCCAUGACUCUGGAAGAGGUGAGCCAACUUCCAGAGGCGGCCCGGCAUGGCCAGCAUGCUCGCUUCUUUACCACGCAUCAAUGGCAUCUUGUACAUUGCGUGUUCUAUUGGCGAAAGAUAUGGGAGGCAGCGCGCUGUUCUCGGGGAGUCGCGGGCGCGUCUUGUGGCAAGGACGGCGUCCUCGUCAUUGAGAAGCGAUACGAUACUCUCAUGCACAUCAAUCAUUGCAUGACCAUGUUUUUGAUGAGGGAUCCUCUCGAUCACAUUGCCGCCGAGGCUGGUGUUGCGCUUCACUCAGACGAGCUUCACAUUGCAAAGCCUCAUAAACACAUGCACCAAGAUCAGAGCAUGACGGAUGAGAAGACGACUGCGAAUCACAAAAGUGUGAGCUCAAGUUCUUCCAAAGACCCUUUCGAUGAAACAAAGGAGAAACAUGAGCAUGGGAAGGGCGAUCCAUAUGAUGGAUAA
Molecule: messenger RNA, 741 nt
Organism: Colletotrichum phormii
Lineage: Eukaryota; Fungi; Ascomycota; Sordariomycetes; Glomerellales; Glomerellaceae
Exons: 1
Source: RefSeq, a predicted model, not a curated record